Tinamus guttatus (white-throated tinamou) is the source of this 712-nucleotide messenger RNA. The record is from RefSeq and is a predicted model, not a curated record. Lineage: Eukaryota; Metazoa; Chordata; Aves; Tinamiformes; Tinamidae.
GUGCUGGACGGGCCCCUCACCGACAGCAUGGAGGCCAUCGCCUUCAACAAGCACUAUCAGAUCAACGACAUCUACAGCUGCAGCUGGGGUCCAGACGACGACGGGAAAACUGUGGAUGGCCCCCAUCAACUGGGAAAGGUACCAAACGCUUCCAGCAGCCGGCUCGGGCCCUGGCCGUCCGUCCCCGUCGCGGGCCUGCGCGGGCUGGUGCUGUGCUGCAGCGCGCGGUUCUUUGCAUCCAGCGCUGCCAGCGGAGGCGCGGUGGACGAGACGGGCUCCAUGCCGUUCUACGCCGAGGAGUGCGCCUCCAUGCUGGCCGUGACCUUCAGCGGCGGGGACAAGAUGAUGCGGAGCAUCGUGACCACCGACUGGGAUUUGCAGAAGGGCACGGGCUGCACGGAGGGCCACACGGGCACGUCCGCUGCCGCCCCUCUCGCCGCCGGGAUGAUCGCGCUCAUGCUGCAGGUGCGGCCGUGCCUCACGUGGCGGGACGUCCAGCACAUCAUCGUGUUCACAGCCACCAAGUACGAGGACCGUCACGCCAAGUGGGACACGAAUGAGGCCGGCUUCAGCCACCGCCACCAGCACGGCUUUGUGAGCACCGCCGACCUGCAGCUCUCCGGCAUGAGAACCCUGGAGCACGUGGCCGUCACCGUCACCAUCACGCACCCCCGGCGCGGCAACCUGGAGAUCAGGCUCUUCUGCCCCAGCG